GAGAGUACUGGCGGUAAGGGGGCGGAGUGAAGAACUAUUCCAAACCACGCUGCUGGGGUGUGCAGGCGUUCUGGAAGGGGACUUUUGGGUGUCAGGCAAGGACCGGGAGCGGGAAGAGCGUUGUCUGUGGCCUUGCACGCAUAGGUUUUGAUCAUGCCUCAAAGCCCAUAAGGUUCACUGUUGCUCUUCCAAGAUGCCACUCUCGGACUUCAUCCUGGCCCUGAAGGACAAUCCCUACUUUGGGGCUGGGUUUGGUUUGGUGGGCGUGGGCACAGCCCUGGCCCUGGCCCGGAAGGGUGCUCAGCUGGGCCUGGUGGCAUUCCGACGCCAUUACAUGAUCACACUGGAAGUUCCUGCCCGAGACAGGAGCUAUGGCUGGCUGCUCAGCUGGCUCACCCGUCACAGUACCCGCACCCAGCACCUCAGUGUUGAGACGUCGUACCUCCAGCACGAGAGUGGACGCAUCUCCACCAAAUUUGAAUUUGUCCCCAGCCCUGGAAACCAUUUCAUCUGGUAUCAGGGGAAAUGGAUCCGCGUGGAAAGGAGCCGGGAGAUGCAGAUGAUAGACCUGCAGACGGGGACUCCGUGGGAGUCUGUCACCUUCACAGCCCUGGGCACUGACCGCAAGGUUUUCUUCAACAUCCUGGAGGAAGCCCGAGAACUUGCCCUGCAACAGGAGGAAGGCAAGACAGUCAUGUACACAGCUGUGGGUUCUGAAUGGCGUGCCUUUGGCUACCCACGCCGCCGCCGGCCACUGAAUUCUGUGGUUCUCCAACAAGGUCUGGCAGACCGAAUUGUGAGAGACGUGCGGGAAUUCAUUGAUAACCCCCAGUGGUACAUUGACAGAGGCAUUCCCUAUAGACGCGGCUACCUGCUUCAUGGCCCCCCUGGUUGUGGAAAGAGCAGUUUUAUCACAGCCCUGGCUGGGGAGCUGGAGUACAGCAUCUGCCUGCUGAGUCUCACUGACCCUAGCCUCUCAGAUGACCGGCUCAACUACCUGCUGAGCGUGGCCCCACAGCAGAGCCUGGUGCUCCUGGAGGAUGUGGAUGCUGCCUUCCUCAGUCGAGAUCUGGCUGCAGAGAACCCAGUCAAGUACCAGGGCCUCGGCCGCCUCACCUUCAGUGGACUUCUCAAUGCCCUGGACGGUGUGGCUUCCACGGAGGCCCGCAUUGUGUUCAUGACCACCAACCACGUGGACAGACUGGAUCCUGCGCUCAUCCGCCCUGGAAGAGUGGACCUGAAGGAAUAUGUGGGCUACUGUUCUCACUGGCAGCUGACCCAGAUGUUCCAGAGGUUCUAUCCAGGGCAGGCACCUUCCUUGGCUGAGACCUUUGCAGAACGUGUCCUCAAAGUGACAAACCAGAUCAGUCCUGCCCAGGUGCAGGGUUACUUCAUGCUGUAUAAAAAUGAUCCUACAGGGGCACUCCACAGUACUGAGACUCUGAGGAGGUGAUGGCCCGGGCUGUGUGCAGCCCCCAGGAUCUCAAUAAACACGUGCCA
Molecule: messenger RNA, 1500 nt
Organism: Ochotona princeps (American pika)
Lineage: Eukaryota; Metazoa; Chordata; Mammalia; Lagomorpha; Ochotonidae
Gene: BCS1L
Product: mitochondrial chaperone BCS1
Exons: 8
Coding region: 194-1453 (419 amino acids)
Biological process (GO): protein insertion into mitochondrial inner membrane from matrix; mitochondrial respiratory chain complex III assembly
Cellular component (GO): mitochondrial inner membrane
Molecular function (GO): ATP hydrolysis activity; ATP binding
Source: RefSeq, a predicted model, not a curated record